Molecule: messenger RNA, 2502 nt
Organism: Belonocnema kinseyi
Lineage: Eukaryota; Metazoa; Arthropoda; Insecta; Hymenoptera; Cynipidae
Product: Y+L amino acid transporter 2
Exons: 12
Coding region: 222-1700 (492 amino acids)
Biological process (GO): amino acid transmembrane transport
Cellular component (GO): membrane
Molecular function (GO): L-amino acid transmembrane transporter activity
Source: RefSeq, a predicted model, not a curated record
GCGAGUGGUGGUUGUCGUACGUUAUCGGUACGCGAACGGGACAACUCACAUUGUCCCAAGAAUACAUUAUUAUUUUGUUUGAGUUACUUCCGCCAUAACCACUUUUCACCCAUCGUUAUGACAUGUUAAAUACCAGUGACCAGUGCGUCUGAAUUUUGUUAUCAGUGCCAGACACGGAAUUUUAGUUUACCCUUCUAAAUUCGAAGAAAAGUUUAGGAAAAAUGUCGAAGUCAGGGAGUAUAAAGGGGAGCAUAAAAAAUGGGGAGAAGGGUCCUUAUGACCCCGUACCAGUGAGUGCCGAGGGUUGUGACGAAAUAAAAUUAGAAGCCAAAAUGUCACUUCUAAAUGGUGUCACAGUCAUCGUUGGAUCCAUUAUUGGUUCUGGUAUCUUCGUCAGCCCAAAAGGAGUCCUAGAAAAUACCGGAAGUGUUAAUGCUAGUUUAAUAGUUUGGACGGUAUCAGGACUCUUUUCCAUGGUGGGGGCUUAUUGUUACGCCGAAUUGGGAUGUAUGAUAAGGAAAUCCGGAGCAGAUUAUGCAUAUAUUAUGGAAACUUUCGGGCCUUUUAUGGCCUUUGUUCGAUUGUGGAUCGAGUGCAUGAUAGUGAGACCCUGCAGCCAGGCAAUUGUGGCACUGACUUUUAGCAAAUAUGUUCUGAAACCCAUGUUUCCGGAAUGCGAGCCUCCUGCAGAAGCUGUCGCAAUGUUGGCUGCAUGCUGUAUUUUUACCUUGGCAUUCAUUAAUUGCUGGGACGUAAAAUGGGCCACGAGAGUACAAGACGUCUUUACUUAUGCAAAACUGUUAGCUCUUUUUGUUAUCAUAAUCGCUGGAGCUUAUCAGCUUUUUACUGGACACACUCAGAACUUCACAUUUGAAAAUUCAAAAACUGAAGUAACGACGAUCGCUCUCAGUUUUUAUUCCGGCUUAUUCGCAUAUAACGGGUGGAAUUAUUUGAACUUCAUUAUCGAAGAAUUGAAAGAUCCAGUCAGAAACUUGCCACUGGCUAUUGGAUUAUCCUGCACGCUCGUAACGAUCGUCUACGUUUUCACAAAUGUUGCUUUCUACACGACUCUCAGCCCUGCAGAAGUCUUGGGUAGUGAAGCAGUCGCUGUGACCUUCGCUAACCAAUUGUUCGGAGUGAUGGCAUGGAUAAUUCCAGUUUUCGUUGCUCUCUCUUGUUUUGGUGCAGUAAAUGGUAUUUUGCUCACCUCAUCCCGACUCUUCUACGCUGGAGCUUGCGAAGGACAGAUGCCGGAAAUUUUGACGAUGAUUCAAACUUCGAGGUUAACACCCACCCCAGCUGUACUUUGUAUGGCUCUAUUGUCUAUGGUGUACCUGAUGUUCCCAGACAUUAAUAGUUUGAUCAAUUACGUAGGAUUCGCUACUUGGCUGAGUAUAGGCGUAUCGGUACUCUGUGUUCCCUGGCUCAGAUGGGCCCAGCCUAACUUGCCAAGGCCGAUCAGGGUGAAUUUAGCAUUUCCCAUUGUUUACAUCAUUGCUACCUUGUUCGUCACCAUUGUACCGAUGUAUGCCAGUCCCCUCGACACUGGCUAUGGUUGUCUGAUGAUAUUGUCUUCUGUACCUGUAUACUUCCUCUUCAUUGCAUGGAAAAGUAAACCCAAAUUCUUCCAAAAGGGCGUCGGCGCCGUUACCAAAACUUUCCAGAAGCUGUUGGUAGUCGUCGGACCAAAAUCCAAGUGAGUUCAACCAAGUUCCUGCAGAAGAUAAUGCUCGUCGUUGGGAAGGCAAAACCUGCUCAGGUCUAAAAAGCUGAUACUAUUAAAAUUGUUGACGAAUCGCUUCCCUCUUCGUCUGGAACGAAGUUUAAUUAAAUAAGAACAAAUUGCUAGAACAGAAAAAGAAGGGUAGAAAAGCAUUUUACAAAAUUCUCUCUCCAGAAACGAAAAAUUGGUCUUCCAAAAGCAAGAAGCAGCCAUUCGUGAAUGGGAGAUCAUCGAUCGUUUCUCAAUUGACAAAUUACUAAACACUCGCUUCUAAUUCUUGAACCAGCAGCGAAUUUUCCAAAACUAGAGAAAUUACCUCAGAGAGAAAACUUGUCGACAAUAUUUUUAUAAUUACAGAACCAAAUACAAAUUUUCUUGAUUCUGUAAUCAAAGUUUUCUCUUCGAGUAUCAAAUAGAAAAAAAAUAUAUUUUUCAGUCGAAAUUUCGAGUUUGGUUCGAUUGACAAGACCAGAAUUCUAUAUUGUCGAGUUUUAUUCAAAUAACAUUGUAAUUUAGAAGGAAAACAUACGCGCUUCGGAAUUUUGUGAUUCAUUUAACUCCCGGUUAGAUACCUGCAUUUUUGUCCGUUUUUUUGGAGGAAAUUACUAACAAUUUUAAUUCAAUCAAGUACAAAUUUUCGUUUUUAGUCAUUUUUUUGUCAUAUGAGAAUAAAAUAAUAUAUUAAGAAUAAAAUAAAUAUUUUUGGAAAAAUUGACAGAAAGUUUUUUCAAAACGCAGUAUUUUUCGAACGCGAGUAGGUAUUUAAAAAUUACUUUUUU